Staurois parvus is the source of this 347-nucleotide messenger RNA. Lineage: Eukaryota; Metazoa; Chordata; Amphibia; Anura; Ranidae. The record is from the annotation of a GenBank genome assembly.
GAUCAGUGGUGUACUGUGUCCCUGGGACACAGCAGCGGUAACUGGCAUUCCUCAAAGAGGACAUUUACACUGAUCAUCAGGGCACUGAUUAUCAGUGUGCCCUGAUGAUCAGUGUAGCCCCAUCAGUGCCACCUGUCAGUGUCCAUCAAUGCCACCAGUCAGUGCUCAUAAAUGCCACCUGCCAGUGCCCAUCAGUGCCGUAUCAAUGCCACAUAUCAGUGCCUACCAGUGCACAUCAAUGCCCAUCUGAGCUGCCUUUCAGUGCCACCUAUCAAUGCCAGUCAGUGCUGCCAAUUAGUGCCAUCUAUCCGUGCCAGUCAGUGCCGACUAUCAGUGCCAAUUAGCGC